Wallemia ichthyophaga EXF-994 is the source of this 4200-nucleotide messenger RNA. RefSeq names its product Vacuolar protein sorting-associated protein 4. Gene Ontology annotation, molecular function: ATP hydrolysis activity; ATP binding. Gene Ontology annotation, biological process: endosomal transport; vacuole organization. Lineage: Eukaryota; Fungi; Basidiomycota; Wallemiomycetes; Wallemiales; Wallemiaceae. Bases 1 to 4200 code for a protein of 1399 amino acids. The transcript is spliced from 17 exons. The record is from RefSeq and is a predicted model, not a curated record.
AUGACAUCCAAUUCAAAUUUCCUUGAUAAAGCCAUUGACUUGGUUUCUAAUGCGAUUGAAGAGGAUGUAAAGACAAACUACGCUGAGGCCUUGAGACUCUAUUUAAAUGCCUUGGAUUACUUUAUGAUGGCUUUGAAAUACGAAAAGAACCCUUCUUUAAAGACAAUGAUACGUGGUAAACUCGUUGAUUACAUCACAAGAGCAGAGAAGCUCAAGCAGCAUAUUGCUAAAAGUGAUGAAAACAAGAAGCAACCACUUGGUUCUACUAACACUGCCAGUGCUAAUUCUGGUCAACCUAACAAAGAGGCCGAAAACGAUGACGCUGAGACUAAGAAAUUACGCGCUGGAUUAUCAAGCUCAAUUCUACAUGAAACACCAAACGUUAGCUGGGAUGACGUCGCUGGUCUCGAAGUUGCAAAAGAGGCUCUCAAAGAAGCUGUCAUCUUACCGAUAAAGUUCCCUCAUCUCUUCAAAGGUAACCGCAAACCUUGGCGCGGUAUCUUACUAUUUGGUCCACCAGGUACUGGUAAAUCUUACCUCGCAAAAGCAGUAGCCACUGAAUCCAAGUCAACCUUCUUUAGCGUUUCCUCCUCAGAUCUGGUCAGCAAAUGGAUGGGCGAAUCUGAAAGAUUAGUAAAAAAUCUCUUCGCUAUGGCCAGGGAAAACAAACCAUCCAUCAUCUUCAUCGAUGAAGUUGACAGUUUGGCUGGCACCAGAGGUGAAGGUGAAUCUGAGGCAAGCAGAAGAAUUAAGACUGAAUUCCUCGUUCAAAUGAAUGGCGUAGGAAAUGAUGACAACGGGGUUUUAGUCCUCGGUGCAACCAAUAUACCAUGGUCUUUAGAUGUUGCUAUAAAGAGAAGAUUUGAGAAAAGAAUCUAUAUACCACUACCUGAACCAGAGGCUAGAAAGGAGAUGUUUAGGUUGAAUGUCGGUGAAACUCCAUGCAAGUUGACUCAAAAAGAUUACAGAUUGUUAGGCGAAAAGACUGAAGGCUAUUCUGGUUCCGAUAUAGCCAUCGUCGUGAGAGACGCGUUGAUGCAACCUGUACGAAAGGUACUCUCUGCAACUCACUUCAAGGAGGUACAUGUCAACGACGAGAGUGGAAACUCAAUUAGAAAGCUGACUCCUUGUUCACCCGGUGAUCCACACGCCUUUGAAGGUGGUUGGUCUACCAUCGACUCUGAAGAAUUGCUCGAACCUGACCUCUCCCUCAACGAUUUCAUUAAAGCCGUCAAUAGCACUCGACCGACCGUCUCGGAUGAAGAUAUCCGCAAACAUAUGGAGUUCACAAACGAAAGCGGAGAAUGCCGGUUUGGUAGCAACUGCAAAAAUCAACAUCCUGGAGAGCAAACUGCUGGAAGUAGACAAGGCGGUUUCAGCAACUUUAGUAACUCGUCAUUUGCUUCUGGUAAUACAAAUUCUGCGCGCAAGAACGAGAGCGCUUCAAGUGCCGAAUCAAUCAGACACGAUUUAGUUGAUGAGCGCCCGAUUUAUCCCCUUACAAGUUAUGGGCCAGCGAAGGAGGAACCUAAUCUCAUAUUGGAGCUAGACGAGUCGCCUGAAGAGUUGCGUCUUAAGUUUGUCCAGGCGAACGCGUCUGGCAACCCUCAACAAUACGUGCAAUACGAAGAAUCACAGACAGCCAAAUGCUUACAGUUAUUUGAAAGUGCGGCUAGAAACAGCUUUGACGCGCAUAAGCAUAUUAAUGCCAAGCUCAAGGGCCAGAUACCAGCGAACAGUGCAUUUAAGCCAUCAGCAACAACAGCAGCAUCAACUUCAGCAUUCGGGCAAAGUGCGCAGCCCAGCCAACCAGCAUUUGGAUCUUCAGCGUUUGGUGGAUCGACUGCAAAUGGUUUUGGUGCCCCGUCGAGCGGUUUUGGUGCUUUCUCAUCUUCAAAGCCUUCAUCGAAUGCAUUCGGAUCUAUAUCUCAGCAAAGCGCGUUUGGAAGCUCAACUCAAGGUGCUUUCGGACAGUCGGCAACGCCUGCGAGUAACAGUGCAUUUGGACAGCCAAAUUCGUUUGGUGGCGGAGCAUCUGGAGCAUCUGCACUAACCAGUGCACCUUCAAGUGGCUUUGGGGCGUUUGCUGAGUCUAAACCAGCGUUUGGUGCAUCUUCAGAGCCUAAAAGCGCAUUUGGAUCCACUUCCACGCCUUCAACAAGUGUGUUUGGCCAGAGCGCAACACCUACCAACGCUUUUGGUCAAAAAAACAGUGCUCCUACAAGUAAUGCGUUCGGCCAAAGCACGACGCCUUCAAGCGCCUUUGGUCAGACAAACGCAUUCGGUCAGUCUAGUACAGGUUCAUCGGCAUUUGGCGGGACCACACCGGCUGCGUCGACUGGAUUCGGAGCAUUCGGCGGUGGAGGAGGCAGUGGAGGUACUGGCUUAGCGUUUGGUCAAUCUGCAUUUGGACAAACCUCACAACCAAGCGCCUUUGGUCAGAGCAGUACUUCAUCGAACAAUGCAUUCAAUGACACUUCUCAAAGCGGUAGUGGGGGCAAUAAUGCGUUUGGACAACAAUCGACCCCAGUUAGCUCGUUUGGGCAAAGUGCAUUCGGACAAACGUCUGCACCAGCACCUACUAGUGCUUUUUCACUUAAACCUUCAUUUGAUACGCCUGCAGUAGCACCUCCAGCGACAACUCCAGCACCAGCUCCCGUUUCUUCGACGCUUGAUCAACCCUCUGCAUUUGGACGCCCAUCAGCGUUUGGACAACCAGCAGCUAGUCAGCAGGAGACAGUAUUUGGGCAUAGUAUAGGAACUAGCGCGUUUGGAGUGCCAAGCAGGGAACAGAGGCCAGAGGAAGUAGAUCAAUCAGCUCGAUUUGCGCCUUCUCUAGAAGAACUACCUGAACAAUUUCAAAAGGCAUUUAAAGAUGAGCAAUUCUCUUGGGGAGAGAUACCAACGCUUGCACCACCAAUAGUCAAAGUGAAUCUCGAGCUAAAGGAAAUGAUUCAGCGUGCGUACGUUGAAGGUAGAUUGUGGACUACGAAUUGGAUGGCACAGCGUAUACCGUCCCUUCAAAAUUCUCUACCUCCUCCAACUGGUUCCUACGCAGCCGCGAUUGGUACUGCUGCCUCAAAUGGCAUUCAAAUAAGUCCUCAGCAGGCGCAACAGCCGAUGAAACGGAAAAAGAACAAUCAAGCUACUAAGAAGUCAUCACAACCAAAGAAGUCAAAGGGGUUCACCGUUGAUGACGAUGAGGAUAUGCGCGUUAAAAGAGCAAAGAGAUUUGAGGGUGCGACUAUACCAUCAACUUACACCAACCCAGCUACCGUGAAAAUGCCACCAAAGGCAAAUAAAUGGAUAAACAGAGGUAAUACAAGCGAGCCUGAUCCAAAUGUGAUUGACUGGGAUCAACACACUAUCGUCGGCUUAUCAGAUUCACUAGAGAAACAGUAUCUCAGACUAACAUCCGCACCUGAUCCAGCCACAAUACGCCCUUUACCUGUUUUGAAGAAGACGCUUGAUCACCUUAAGAGAAAAUGGCGGCAGGACAGAGAUUAUAACUAUAUAUGUGACCAGUUCAAAUCACUUCGACAAGACCUUACUGUACAACGGAUCAAGAACGAUUUCACAGUACAAGUCUACGAAAUACACGCAAGACUAGCUUUAGAGAAUGGCGACUUAGGUGAAUACAAUCAAUGCGCUGCUAAUUUACAACCUCUUUAUCAAUUAAAUCUUAAGGGUAACGAAUUGGAGUUUAUAAGCUACCAAAUUCUAUACCUAUGCUAUAGCAGAAACUGGUCAGCGGCGAAUAUACUUGUUGGACUGUUGUCAAACGAAAAGAAAGAAGCUCAUGAAAUAAGGCACGCAUUAAAGGUACGUUCAUCACUAGUUACUAACAACUAUCAUCUCUUCUUCAAAUUAUAUCAAGAUUCGCCAAAUAUGUCUGCUUACAUUAUUGAUGCUUUCGUUGAAAGAGAGAGGUUGAAGGCAUUGAUAAUGAUAACUAAGGCUUACAUAAAGAUACCAUUAUCCUUCAUAAAGAAUGAGCUUAGAUUCGAUAAUGCUACGGCAGUAAAAGAUCUUUUAAAGCAACUCGGCGCUGUUAGCUGUUUCGAAAAGAGCGCCGUUGGAGUCACAAACAAUGGCGUGCCACCAGAUCAUGAAAAGGUGCUUCUUUGUAAAGAUGUUCAUCCAAUACUUCUGAGUCAAGUGUCCAGAUACGUAAAGGUUGACAUUAAAGGUCAAGUGUAG